This is a messenger RNA of Aspergillus costaricaensis CBS 115574, 1140 nucleotides long. RefSeq names its product putative L-cystine transporter. The transcript is spliced from 4 exons. Gene Ontology annotation, molecular function: L-cystine transmembrane transporter activity. The record is from RefSeq and is a predicted model, not a curated record. The coding region runs from base 80 to 946 and encodes 288 amino acids. Gene Ontology annotation, biological process: L-cystine transport. Lineage: Eukaryota; Fungi; Ascomycota; Eurotiomycetes; Eurotiales; Aspergillaceae. Gene Ontology annotation, cellular component: fungal-type vacuole; vacuolar membrane.
AGCCUCUCCAUCUCGCUGCAGUGCCCCUCCUACUCCCUCCUAUACAAGAAAGCAGCAGCAGAUCUACAAGGAGGUAACUAUGGCAACUCAGCUAGAAAUCUUCGUGAGAGCGCUCUCUCGCCUACUCGGCUGGAUAUACACGUUCUGUUGGUCUGCGUCCUUCUAUCCCCAGCCGAUCAACAACUUCCGGCGACGUUCGACAACGGGGCUGGCAAUCGACUUUCCUACCAUCAACGUGCUAGGCUUCGUGUGCUAUACCAUAUAUACGUCCGCUUUUCUUUACUCUCCCGUGAUUCGUCAUCAGUAUGCUGCUCGUCAUCCACAUGCUGAGGACCCGACCGUGCGCUUCAACGACUUUGCCUUUGCUCUACAUGCCGUCGUUCUUAGCUUUAUCACCUAUACACAGUUCUGGCCGUUUAUCUGGGGAUUCAAGGUCUCUCGCCAUCAGAAAGUGAGCAAGCCGGUGGCAGGCCUUUUCUGGGGCUCUAUAGUCGGCGUCACAAUCGUUAUUUUCAUCGUUCUCGGCCAGAGCCCAAACAACGGCUUUGAUCCAUACUUCUGGGCGUGGAUCGAUGUCAUAUAUGCCCUUUCUUACGUGAAAUUGGUCAUCACCAUCGUGAAGUACGUACCGCAAGCGUGGGUCAACUAUAAGCGUAAAUCCACAUACGGCUGGAGUAUUGGACAGAUCUUAUUUGAUCUGUCUGGAGGUGUCUUAUCCCUUGCCCAGUUGCUGCUGGAUUCUAGCUUCCAAGAUGAUUGGAGUGGAGUCACUGGAAACCCCAUCAAGUUUCUCUUGUCGAACGUUACCAUCUUUUUCGAUCUGAUCUUUGUGGUGCAGCACUAUAUUCUCUACAGAGAUGCAGAGGACGAUAGUGGUAAGACCCAGAAUCCGAGUGACCGGACUCCUUUGUUAUCUGAGUCCAACGGCCUGCCCGGGCGCAGUUAGUGUUUAGACUUCCGUCUCUCGUGGUGGUUAGAUGUCGAAACUUUGGAACACUUCGGCGGCCCCGACCCGUCGGCGGUUCCGGUUUCUUGGAUGAAUUGAUUAUAAGAACAUUUUCUUUUUGGAGGGUCUUUGUCAUGUGAAGAGCGUCGAGCUGGUUGACAUAAUUUUUUUCGCUUCAAGAUUUUUGGUCGGAU